GGUAAGGCAGUACGCUAAAUCAGUAAAUGCUGUUUUGAUUGAUCUAAGCAUUGGUUUGAAUCGUAUAAGUCCUACAUUUUUUGUGUUAGUAUGUACAUGUUAUAGAAUACAAUUAUUAUUAAAUUGCCACUUAAUUGUUGCUUUAAAUAUACUGAUAUACAUAAAUUAUCAAUUGAUUAAAGCGUAUUUAAAUAUUUUAGGAUUUGGAAAGUAUCAUCUCAGACCACUUUGGUCGUAACCCGGCGAGUACACCCAUUUGUUCCCAGACAUUGGAGGCGAGUGACGAGAGCGACGUGGAUACUAGCAGCUUCGCCGACAUCUGUCAGGGUCGUGUGAGGUCUAUGGUGAGAGAAAAUAUUGAUGCGAGUGAUGACAACGAUUGCGACAACAAAGACGAUCAAAUCCAUGGUCAAUGACUGUCAGAAGAUGAAAACCAUGUUCACAACAUAACAAGCGCUGGCAUACAUGAACAAGGAGAGUGUGACCCUGAUAGGUUAGCUGUAGAGCAUUUCAUGAAGGGAUGUGGAUGUGGCAGGCAUUGUCAUAAGAACUUCACGCCAUCUUCAAUGUAUCAGUCCAUUUUAGACAGGGGUGAGAAGAGUAAAGAUGAAAAAGAAAUGUUCCUUAUGGGAAUUUUAAGUAAUUGUUCGUAUACCUCUUCUAGCACUAAGAGAGGGAAGAAACGUUCUCGCGUGCGCACACACUUUGCAAUUAAUGGUGCUUCAGUGUGUAGGGAAACUUUUUUGCUGUUUUUUGACGUAAAAUGUGCUGUUCUAUAUGCACUGAUACAGACAGUUAAUCAGGGUGAUUGUACACCGAGAACGCACGGGAACAGAGGGCGAAAACCUAAACACGCACUAAUGUUUGAUGAUGUAAAUUAGACUGUGCAGUUCAUCAUGAACACAUCCCAAGAAAUCGGACUGCCAUACCCAGCAGCCCCAAGGGGAAAAGACAAUAUUCCAAUCGUCUUCCUUCCAUCAAGCACAACAAAAUUGCAUUUACAUGCGCAAUAUAGCGCUGCUUGUGUAGAGCGAAAUGUGCGGUGCGUGCAAAUUUCGGCAUUCAAAAGCAUCUGGUUGCACUGCGUUCUGCACAUUAAAAUUGCAAAACCAAGAGAGGACUUUUGCGGCACGUGCGAGCGACUUCGAAGGGACAUCGUCGGCGCUGUGACAGAAGACGAGAAGCUACAUGCACUGACAGCAAUGGAGACGCACAGCACUGACGCUCGCAAGGAAAGAAACGUGUACUUAAACUGUGUUCAGAUGGCCGUUUCUGACCCCGUGCGAUAUUGCCACUUCACCUUUGACUAAAGUCAGAGUGUAAGUUUACCACACUACGGCAGACAGACGGGCCAAAUAUAUUUCAUGACACUCAGAGAAGUGCAGAUCUUUGGUUUCCGCAAAAGUGGCGAUAAACAACUGAACUUUCUAAUCAACGAGAACGAAACCCCUGGGAAAGAUGGCAAGAUGACGCACGGCCCAAACGCAGUGCUUUCCAUGAUAGAUUGGGCACUGGAAACAACGGCAAAUCCAUCUAGGUUGUUCAUUAUUCAUGCCGAUAACUGUCCAGGACAGAAUAAAAACAGGUACGUCAUUGGAUAUUUCCUGUGGCGUGUCAUGACAAGUCAGCAGGACACCAUCGAGUUCCUGAUGCAGAUUCCCGGCCACGCGCGUUGUCACGUAGACAGCGGGUUUGCCUGUGUUAAAAAGGCUUACAGACGAAGCGACAUAGAUACAAUGGACGAGUUGGCAGCCGUUGUGGAUGGAUCGAGCAGCACCAACGCUGCAGUUCGAUACCCAGCGUGGUGCUGGCGUAACUGGAAGUCGUUUCUAGGCGAACACUACAAUGCGCUACCUGGCAUGCGGAAAUAUCAGUACUUCCGAAUGUCGUCUGCUUACCCCGGUGUUGUCAUGGCGAAGACAUGCAGCGACGGUGAAGAGACCUCUUUGUGUUUAUUGAAGAACCCAGGUUUCCUCUGCACGAACAGUGCAGCUGCUCGCUCCUGGAUUAUCUGCAGCACGGUGCGACUACUUGCGUGAUAACGUGCGACCUCUAUUGUCAGCUCGGGGUCAGGAAGGCUUCGCGUGUUAGACAGAAUGUGACAUGUUUACUGCUCGAACUGUGCUAAGGGUUGAUUUAACCAGUUAUUAGUCCCCUACUGGUUUCAUCGGAGGGGACUUAUGCUGUGCGCUCCGUCAGUCUGUCUGUCUGUCAGUCUGUCCGUCACACUUUUCUGGAUCAUGCGAUAACUUUAAAAGUUCUUCAUAUUUUUUCAUGAAACUUGGAACAUGGAUAUAUGGCAAUAUGGACAUUAUGCACGUAAUUUCAAUUCGUUCAUAUGUCAAAAAUUAUGGUUCAUAUGGCAACAAAUAGACUAGAAAUACUGCUGAAAAUGGUGUUUUUCUGGAUCCUGCGAUAACUUUUAAAGUUCUUAAUAUUUUUUCAUGAAACUUGGAACAUGGAUAGAUGGCAAUAUGGACAUUAUGCACGUCAUUUCAUUUCGUUCCUACGUCAAAAAUUAUGGUUGCUAUGGCAACACAAAGACUAGAAAUACUGCUGAAAAUUGUGGUUUUCUGGAUCCUAUGAUAAAUUUGUAAGUUCUUAAUAUUUUUUCAUGAAACCUGAAACAUGGAUAGAUGGCAAUAUGGACAUUAUGCACGUCAUUUCAUUUUGUUCCUACGUUAAAAAUUCCGGUUGCUAUGGCAACAAUAUAAAAAAUCUGGAAUUUCUAACAAUGGUGGAGCCGGUAGGGGACUUAUAUUGCUUGACAAUAGUCUUGUUGUUAAUGUAUUAUGGAUUCUGUAUGUUUGUUUGUUAAACAAAAAAAUAUCAACAUUCCAAUUUCAUUUAAAUUAUCCAACAAACUGGGUUAUUUAUUUUCUUGAAGAAAAAUCAUAAAUUAAUAUUAACACUUUAUAUGAAAUAACCAAACUGUAACACAUGUACGUCAUAGGUAUCAAACACAACAUGAUUAAAAUUUUUAAUAAUGAUAACGGACAUUUCAAAAUAAAAUAUGAACGAAGUGAGUUAAAAAAAAGGAAUAUGACGCGGCGUCAAAUUACGACGUAAUGACGCUCACUUUAGAAUUACACGGGUUAACGUAAAUGUAAAUUA
This is a messenger RNA of Dreissena polymorpha, 3114 nucleotides long. RefSeq lists its product as uncharacterized. The record is from RefSeq and is a predicted model, not a curated record. NCBI's taxonomy places the organism in Eukaryota, Metazoa, Mollusca, Bivalvia, Myida, Dreissenidae. The transcript is spliced from 5 exons. The coding region runs from base 1365 to 2039 and encodes 224 amino acids.